Messenger RNA from Drosophila innubila, 1360 nucleotides. RefSeq names its product cytochrome c1, heme protein, mitochondrial (gene Cyt-c1). The transcript is spliced from 6 exons. Gene Ontology annotation, molecular function: electron transfer activity; heme binding. Lineage: Eukaryota; Metazoa; Arthropoda; Insecta; Diptera; Drosophilidae. Gene Ontology annotation, biological process: mitochondrial electron transport, ubiquinol to cytochrome c. The coding region runs from base 89 to 1012 and encodes 307 amino acids. The record is from RefSeq and is a predicted model, not a curated record.
CGACCCAGAGCCAGUGGAAUAGAUAGAUUCGCGCUGCCCUUUAAGUUUCCUUACACGACAAGACGCAGAAAAUUGAACUCCGGCCAGCAUGGCAGCGACAUUGCGAAGAUUCAAUGGCUUGAGAUUGCUAAAAUCUACGCCAGCAUUGAAUCUGCAACAGGCCAAGAACCUGUCCACGGCUUCAAGCUGGGCAAAUAACAACAAAAAGCUGAUCGGUGCUGUGGGCGCUAUUACCGGCGGCGUUGGUGCCUUGCUGUUUGCCCUGGAGCAAUCUGUGGAAGCCUCCGGCACCGAGGUGCAUUCGCCUGCCCAGCCCUGGAACCACAAGGGUCUGUUCUCCUCGCUGGAUCACCAGAGCGUGCGUCGCGGCUAUGAGGUUUACAAGCAGGUGUGCUCCGCCUGCCACUCGAUGCAAUACAUUGCCUAUCGUAAUCUGGUUGGCGUCAGCCACACCGAAGCUGAAGCCAAGGCCGAGGCCGAGCAGAUCACGGUAAAAGACGGACCUGAUGAUAGCGGCAACUACUAUGACCGUCCCGGCAAGCUGUCGGACUACUUCCCAUCGCCGUAUCCGAAUGAGGAAGCGGCACGUGCUGCCAACAAUGGUGCCUAUCCACCAGAUUUGAGCUACAUUGUCUCGGCGCGCAAGGGCGGUGAGGAUUACAUCUUUUCGCUGUUGACCGGCUACCAUGAUCCGCCAGCUGGUGUGGUUCUCCGUGAAGGCCAAUACUUCAACCCGUACUUCCCUGGCGGUGCCAUUUCCAUGGCCCAGGUCUUGUACAACGAGGUCAUUGAGUAUGAGGAUGGCACACCGCCAACACAGAGUCAAUUGGCCAAGGAUGUGGCCACGUUCCUCAAGUGGACAUCUGAGCCGGAGCAUGAUGAUCGCAAGCAGAUCCUGAUCAGAGUAAUUGGCAUUCUUGGCUUCCUGACUGCCAUCUCGUAUUACAUUAAGCGACACAAGUGGUCAUCCCUCAAGUCGCGAAAGAUCGUCUUUGUGCCCAAGAAGAAGUAGAUAUGUUUGAAUUGGAUUUGAUUUGACGUGAAGAAUUGCAGUGUUAUCGCCGUUAAAAUAAAUAAAUCAAUUUUAAGCAUAAAGCACACAUACAAAUUCAAUUACAAAUUCAAUAAUAAUAACAGCUACAACAUAACGAAAAGAGGAAACCAAACGUGUAUUCAUACAAUUAAACCAAAACUAUGCACGAAGAUCAAUGGACAGAAGAAAUACAGCAGAAAACCGGGGAGUAAUACCAACUAAAUCAAGCAAAGAGCCUAGAAAAAUGAAUAAUGGAGAUUAUUACAUUUGUCGUGUAUAAAUCUAUAAUUCAAUUUAUGUAUUUAAAUAAACAAUUGAAAACAAAAA